CUGUGCCUCCAAGGAUGUUUUGAGAGUCACACAAUUCUAAGGCUAAUCUACAGAGAUUACUUAUAUGACUCUCUCAUGAUCUUAUUUUGGGAACUUUUCCAAAUAUUAUUUUGCUAAUUUCUCAAAAUAUCUUGGAGUUUAUCCAGUGAUUCUUCAAUCGAUUUCGUUAGGAUUUCGUCCAAGAUUUGUGUUUAGGACAUUUUAGCAUCUCUAGUACUAAUUUCCUCCAAAAUUGUCGUUCAGUUGUUUUUCAAGAUUUUAACUAAUAGUUCCUUUAAUGAUACCUUGAAGAAUUACUCCACAGAUUCCUUCUAUGAUUUGUGCAGGUAGUCCAGCAGAAAUUCUUGAAGAAAUUUGCCAUAGAAAAUCUCAGAAAAUGUAUCCCGAAUUUUUUUUGGCAUUAAUGUUUCAAGGGAAUUGUUAUGGUCAACAACAAGCCAUCGGGGUGCAUCAUACUGCACCAAAUCGUUGGACGAACAUGCCUCAUGUUGAGGCCACAAACACAUCACAAAUUCGCUAUACUGGCAAUCCUACUCAUCUGUAAUAGAAUACAGACCAUGCAUACCAUCGCAUACCUAAAAUAGACACAAAAAUCAGAUGGAACAUUAAAUGAAAAGCAAUUAACUCACCUUUCGAUCUUUUCAGAUCGAACACUAUCUAACGAUUGUUUAUUCACGUUUUUAUUUCCUCUAUUGACUGACAGCUCUAGAAGAUACAAUCGAUUAAUAAUAAACCUAUUGUAUAACAGUUACCUUUCAACAUAAUAUUGUAUACAACAAGACACUUCUAGAAUAUUCUAUGCAAGUACUAUAAGGUAGAAUGACAUAUCAAUUGGAUACCAUCAGUUGUAUGAAAUCAGUCUGAAAUAAACCGUGAAUUCGGACGUGUCUCCUUUUGUGUAAUGAUUCCUUAAUAAAUCGUACUCACGGGAACAAAAAUCGUUAAGCACAUACCUAAGAGAUUGUUGGAGAAUCACAAUCACAAAAAUAAUCUAGAAAUCUUAACUAAAACAAAUUUUACAUGAAUAUCUUAAAAAUUCCCGUGGAAAUUUCUCUUGCGAACAUCUCUCAAAAACUUCCCAACUGCUGAGGAUGUCUUAAAGAUUUUUCUGUAUGAAUUGCUAUUUUCCAAUAUUGAACAGAAGAAAUAUAUUGAACAGAAUCCCUAAUGAAAGUUAUGUAUGUAGAAAUGGUGAGCAUAAUUACUUAAGUGCGACAAUCCAAAUGGCAUUUUGAAGAGUCCAUAACAAUUUUACGUGGAAAAUUUGUUUUGGAAUUUCUCGGAGACUUCAAAACAAUUUUCCAGCAAUAGUCUCCAAAAGUAUUUUGGAACGAUUUCUGAGAUAAAUCGGGUACAAGCUCACCAAGCAAUUCACAUUAAAAUGACUGGAGAAAAAACCUUAAAAUACUCUGGAAUAAGCCUUUCGAGAUUUUCUUAGAAGAACUCCUGUAGAAAUGUUUUACAGCUCUGCUAUGGUAACUACUGGAAGAAUCGGUGAAAAACUGGAAAAAUCUCUAAACGAAAUCCUGGAAAAGCAUAUUGGAAUUUUUUUAGAGUAAUCGUUGUGGAAAUUUCUGGUUAGGUAUUCUGAAUUUAGCCAUUUUGGUUAAAAAAGAGAUUUUAGAGGCUUUCCAUUACAAAUAGAGACUUUGUAGUGACUUGUAAUAGAAUAGAAACAAUAAGUUUCUCAAACGAAACCCGCUACCAGCCCUGCAGUGGUGGAAAGCGCGAGAUGAUGACGAUGAUGCUGAUGGGCUGAUUUUAAGCAAUGCGUAUCUUCUGCAAAACUGCAAGUGACAGCCGGAGGGCUCCCUCCCUCGAGUGAUAAGUGGUGGCAGCUGAGCAGUCGACCCAAACACGGUCAUUAUUUAAUAGGUUGGAGCCAUGAAACGAAGUCACAAAUGGUGAUAAAAAUAGCAAAAAGAAAAUUUAUAUGCAGUGCGCGAGGUGUCAGAAAUAUUGAAUUGUGAAAUCUGUUCGGAAAUGUGACAUCAAAAAACACCUCGGGGAGUGCCCGGUAUUUGGUCUCGUUUCCGUUCAUCCGGCGCCCCGCAACGGCACACAGUGAUAGAUUAGUGGCAGUUUCUACAUCGGAGGAAUUGUACCGUAGAUUGGAUUAAUACAUUGACGGCGAGAAUUCAAUAGCGAAUCCGUGUGUGCGAUGCGGAAAUGUUUCGAAAUAUAGUCGAUCCUAUUAGUAUGCAGCAGAAGUGAGGGAGCUUUCGGAUGAAAAAGAACGAUUCAGACCUGUGCAGGAGUAAAGGUGAAUUCAACGAAAUUGAGCAUCGAGGAAAGCCGCAAAUGUGGUGUAAGCUCAUCGGAGCAUUAAGGAUUUAUUGCCGCAAAAGGAUUCAAACCAACAAGUGAAAGAUUUCCUGAAGGCGAUGGAGUAUAGUAAAAAUGUAGUUAAUUUGCGAGUGGUGCUUUUUUGUGCCAUUUCAUUCAAUUUAGGAAUAUCAAGUUCACUGCGGUCGUCGGCCGAUGAGCGCCACCAGUAUCGUGCGGCAGAUUCUGCCACUUCCGCAGCCUCUUCUCGAGAAUCAGAACAACUACAGCACCCAGAGGCAUCGCCACUGCUCGUCGCCGAGUCACAGAUCCUCGGUUCGCUGGAAACCGCAGAGAACGAGAUUUACGACUCGGAUGAGAGCAAUCUGCUGCGAACUCCGUUGGACCGGGGCCCGUACUUUGAUUUAUCAGCGUCCAAAAACAUUACGGCCCUGGUCGGCAAAACGGCCUACCUGAACUGUCGGGUGAAAAACCUCGGCAACAAAACGGUUUCCUGGGUUCGGCAUCGAGACAUCCAUCUUCUUACAGUAGGUAGAUUUACUUAUACGUCGGAUCAGAGGUUCCAGAGUGUGCACAAUCCACAGACGGACGAUUGGUCGUUACAGAUCCGAUAUCCUCAGAAACGAGACACCGGGGUGUACGAAUGCCAAAUAUCCACUACACCUCCCGUCGGGCAUUCGAUGCACCUCUCCGUAGUCGAGCCCGUCACUGUCGUAGUGGGUGGCCCAGACAUUUACAUCAACACUGGAUCGACGGUGAAUUUGACGUGCGUUGUGCGAAACUCUCCGGAACCGCCAUCCACCAUCAUAUGGACGCAUAACAACCAGGAAAUUAAUUAUGACUCACCUCGUGGCGGUGUGUCGGUGAUAACGGAGAAGGGCGAAACGACGACCUCGUACCUGCUAAUCCAGCGUGCCAAGGGAACGGACUCCGGCAAAUACGUCUGCUCGCCAUCAAAUGCCAACUCGUACUUCAUCAACGUGCACAUAUUGAACGGUGAGCACCCGGAGGCAAUGCAGCACGGAGGCCAGCUGAGGAUAGGUGACCCGCUGCACGUGUUUGUCUUCGUAAUCAUCACCCUGGUGGCGAGUGGGCGAUGAAGUCCAGCCUUUGAGUCGCACGGUAACUGUACUCGUGUGGUUGGCGACGACGAAGAGGACGACUGAAGUGAGGGUGGUGGGAAACCCACAUUGGAUGGGUGGGAGGAAGUGAGUGAAAUUGAGUUGCGACAAAGGCAAAAAUGAUCCUGGAAGUAGUUGCCCCGGCGGUGUGGCAUGUGUUGGACGAUUUGCGGAAAGCGUAGGAAUGUUGCAUUCGGUGGAAUGAAUUAGAACACUUUUUGCAGGUGCUAUGGGGUUGGAUACGUCUGUGGUGCUGGAAAAUAGAAAUAUAACGUGGGAAUUUUUGGACAUUGGUACAUGACCGCUAUAUAGGAGGAUAUAUUUAAUAUUCCAGAUUUACAGUCGGGGUGAGAGAUUUCUCAAGCUCUUCUCUUCUUCUUGGCAUUACGUCCUCACUGGGACCGAGCCUGCUUCUCAGCUUAGUGUUCUUAUAAGCACUUCC
Messenger RNA from Aedes aegypti (yellow fever mosquito), 3849 nucleotides. RefSeq names its product zwei Ig domain protein zig-8. Lineage: Eukaryota; Metazoa; Arthropoda; Insecta; Diptera; Culicidae. Gene Ontology annotation, biological process: synapse organization. The record is from RefSeq and is a predicted model, not a curated record. The transcript has 8 exons. Bases 2385 to 3386 code for a protein of 333 amino acids. Gene Ontology annotation, cellular component: neuron projection membrane.